AUGCUUUCUAAAUCCAACCUCUCCGUCAAUGAGAAACCAACUCAGUACAGAACAUUGUUUACCGAAGAAGAAGAUAAUCUUCUUAGGAAACUUGUUGAACAGUACGGUGAAAACCAAUGGGAAUAUCUAAGUCGUCAAAUAGGAACAAGAUCAUCUAGACAAUGCAGAGAAAGAUGGACUAAUUACCUUAGUCCAAGGCUUUCACAAGGUCCUUGGAGUAAAGAUGAAGAUAGACUCCUCUUCCAUAAAGUUAAAAAAUACGGAAAGAAGUGGGAAUUACUAGUUAGAUUUUUCCCAACACGCUCGCGUAACAACAUUAAGAACAGAUAUAACACUAUUGUUAGAAAAGGUCUUGGUCUAGGUCUUGAAGUCACAACUAUUGAAGGUUUCAUACUUUCAGCUGAACGAGUUGAGUCACGCAACAGGCCAGCAACUAGUAGUAAGAAGGAUCUUAAUGUCAAUGUUCCUCAAAUUAACCCUAUUGAGAAAUAUUCUAUCCAGAAUUUCUUGAUCUAA
Trichomonas vaginalis G3 is the source of this 516-nucleotide messenger RNA. Its product is annotated as RNA polymerase II transcription regulator recruiting protein. Gene Ontology annotation, molecular function: DNA-binding transcription factor activity, RNA polymerase II-specific; RNA polymerase II cis-regulatory region sequence-specific DNA binding. Bases 1 to 516 code for a protein of 171 amino acids. Gene Ontology annotation, biological process: regulation of DNA-templated transcription. The transcript has a single exon. Gene Ontology annotation, cellular component: nucleus. Lineage: Eukaryota; Parabasalia; Trichomonadida; Trichomonadidae. The record is from RefSeq and is a predicted model, not a curated record.